This is a messenger RNA of Malus domestica (apple), 833 nucleotides long. Its product is annotated as calmodulin-like protein 11. NCBI's taxonomy places the organism in Eukaryota, Viridiplantae, Streptophyta, Magnoliopsida, Rosales, Rosaceae. Gene Ontology annotation, molecular function: calcium ion binding; enzyme regulator activity. The record is from RefSeq and is a predicted model, not a curated record.
AUUCCAAAGUACCAUUCUUUGUUUUUUUUUUGGUGAACAAGUACCAUUCUUUGUUUCACAUAUAACAGCACAACUUUCAUAGCUGCCAAACAGAAAGUUAACUUAUUUUUCUCCAUAUAACAAUACAGCUUUCUCAGCUGCCAACAGGAAGUUAACUUAUUUUUCUCUCAGCUUUUGAUCCAAGAAAAUGGCAGAGGCAUUGACAGAAGGUCAGAUUGCUGAGUUCCAGGAAGCCUUCUGCCUCAUCGACAAGGAUUCAGAUGGACUUAUUAGCUUGGAAGAACUAGCUACAGUGAUCCAGUCACUGGAUCAACGUCCCUCAAAAGAAGAAAUCCGGGACAUGAUUAAUGAGAUUGGUGGUGAUGGAAAUGGGACCAUAGAUUUUGAAGAGUUCUUGAAUAUUAUGUCAAGAAAGAUGAAGGAAAAUGCUGCUGAGGAGCUCAAAGAAGCCUUCAAAGUAUUUGACAGAGACCAAGAUGGCUACAUUUCAGCCUUUGAGUUGAGACAAGUGAUGAUAAAUUUGGGAGAAAGAUUGAGUGAUGAAGAGGUUGAACAAAUGAUCAGAGAAGCUGAUUUGGAUGGUGAUGGUCUAGUUAGCUAUGAAGAAUUUGCAAGGAUGAUGCUGCUCUGUUGAUCUUUUCCUUCUUUCUUAAUCAUGUUAUUAGAAAUAGAAAAAUGGAUUAAAACUAAAUCAUGUGUUUAAUCUUUAAUCCCAUUGAUUAGGAAGCAAUGCACAUUGUGCAAUUAUGGUUGUAACCAAUGAGAGGUGCCAUUUUACUUUUAUUGUUCACAACAUAAUUUGCUUAUAAUUUUUUAAAAUUACAGUUGCAUUA